Molecule: messenger RNA, 2622 nt
Organism: Tarenaya hassleriana
Lineage: Eukaryota; Viridiplantae; Streptophyta; Magnoliopsida; Brassicales; Cleomaceae
Product: BTB/POZ domain-containing protein NPY2
Exons: 4
Coding region: 619-2547 (642 amino acids)
Molecular function (GO): protein binding
Source: RefSeq, a predicted model, not a curated record
UUUUGUUUUUGUUGCUGAAAUGAUCUUGUUCAGAAAAAAAAAAUGAUUAAAAAAGAGAAGAAAUCAGAGGAGAGAGAGCUUGAUUCAGAUUUGUUCUUCGAUAUGCUUUGUGGAAAAUCUCAAUUAAAGCAGCUCUUGACAUUGUUACUGUACUGUCCCCUGUAAUGGCUGUGUCUCCCCGCUCUCUGCGGGCUCUUGCUGGUUUCCGAGGAAGCAUUCUGCUUCUUUGGUUGGCUUUCCAUUGAAGAGAGAACCUUUUCUUAUAAUUAUAUUAUAAUUAAUUUAAAAAACUGCUAAAUCUUGCAUCAUAUUGCCGAUUAUCUGCAUUUGAGAUUUGGGUCUCACUUUCCAUUUCUCUUUUGUUUUUUGCUUCUUUCUUCCUCUGUGUUUUGAGAUCUUCCGAGGACGUUAAGUUAGUUGCCUUUAGGACAAAUUUGGUCCCCACCCUCAGUCUUGGAACGCAUCCUUUCCAUUAACGGGAAAUUUCCAAGAUCUUCUUCGGUUUCGGCGAUGGUCAAACUCAUAUGAAGGAUGUGGAGAAGACUGUGAUUCUUGAGGCCGCUUCUUGCUUUCUUUUCCAGUGAUCUUUUAGCUUCUUCGAGAGAUUUCUGGGCGAAGAUGAAGUUCAUGAAAAUCGGGUCCAAGCCAGAUUCGUUUAAAACGGAUGGGAACAACGUCAGGUAUGUAGAAAACGAACUGGCAGCUGACAUCAUUAUCAACGUCGACGGGUCAAAGUUUUAUCUUCAUAAGUUUCCGCUGCUAUCCAAGUGCGGGUGGCUUCAAAAGCUGGUGUCGAGCGCGGACAAGAACAGCACCGACGAGGUAGAUCUGUCUGAUAUUCCGGGCGGCCCCACUGCCUUCGAGACAUGUGCAAAAUUUUGUUAUGGCAUGACAGUCACCCUCAGUGCUUACAACGUCGUGGCCACGAGAUGCGCAGCCGAGUAUCUUGGAAUGCAAGAGACGGUUGAGAAAGGGAAUCUCAUUUACAAGAUCGAAAUCUUCCAAAACUCCAGCAUCUUCAGAAGCUGGAAGGAUUCCAUCAUUGUUCUUCAGACCACAAAACCUUUCUUACCGCUCUCCGAGGAUCUGAAACUGGUCAGCCUCUGCAUUGAUGCCAUAGCCGCCAAGGCCUGCACCGACGUUUCCCGAGUCGAGUGGUCGUAUACCUAUAACCGGAAGAAGCUUCCGGAAGAAAACAGGAAUAAGUGUGAUCCAAAUCCAAGCUACAAUGGUAUAAGAGCUCGAGAAGUUCCUCAAGACUGGUGGGUCGAGGAUUUGUGUGAACUAGAUAUCGGUUUUUACAAACGGAUCAUAAUGAACAUCAAGAGCAAAGGGAUAGUUCCGGGUGAAGUGAUUGGAGAAGCCUUGAAAGCUUAUGCUUACUCGAGGUUGUCGGGUUUUAGCAAAGGUGUAAUGGAGAAUGGAGAUCAGGUCAAGUAUAAGACAAUAGUAGAGACUCUUGUCUGGUUAUUACCUUCUGAGAAAGACAGUGUAUCUUGCAGUUUCUUGCUCAAGUUGUUAAAAGCAAUCAUUGCCGUAAACUCGGGAGAGAUGGCGAAAGAACAGCUCGUGAAAAGAAUCGGGCAGCAACUGGAAGAAGCUUCCGUAACCGAUCUUCUGAUAAAGUCGCACGAAGAGGGAGGAGAAACAUUGUACGAUGUCGAAAUAGUGCAGAAGAUAGUUCGAGAGUUCAUGACAAGAGACCAGAACAGCGAAAUCGAGACUCAGGAUGGAUUUGAAGAAGUUCAGGAGAUGACGAAACCUGGGAUUCUAUCCGAAGCUUCGAAGCUAAUGGUUGCGAAACUGGUAGAUGGGUACCUUGCAGAAAUCGCAAAGGAUCCUAAUCUUCCAGCUUCUAAAUUCACCGAUCUCGCCGAGAUGGUUUCCACUGUCUCUAGACCUGCUCAUGAUGCGCUCUACCGAGCCAUUGACAUGUAUCUAAAGGAGCACCCGGGAAUCACAAAGGGAGAGAAGAAGAGGGUAUGCAAAUUGAUGGACUGCCGGAAACUAUCAGUGGAAGCGUGUAUGCACGCUGUACAAAACGAGAGGCUCCCGUUGCGGGUAGUCGUGCAGGUACUCUUCUUCGAGCAAGUAAGAGCUGCUGCAUCGUCGGGGAGUAGCACACCAGAUGUCAUACCAAAGGGCGUGAAAGAACUGCGGAAUUGCACGGUGUACGGAAGCUCGAGGUCCGUACCGACGAUAAUGGAGGACGAAUGGGAUGGUAUUGCCUCGGCUGAGGAAUUACGGGCGCUGAAAAGCGAGAUAGCCGCGCUGAAACUGCAGGGAAACAUUAGCGAGGGAAGGAGAAGCAUAGAUAGAGCGGCGUCACAGGUGAUAAACAGAGUGAAGAGCUUGAUAAAGUCGAAGAAGAUUUUCGGGAAGAAAUCGGUUUUGGAGAGUAGAGGAGAGAGAAACAGCGGAGGAGGAGGAGGAGGAGGAGGAGGGGGGUCGGAUUCUUCUGAGAGCCUCGGCUCUGUAGCGAUGAACCCUGAAGAAGCCAAGUCCACGCCUUCAAGAAACUUGACGAGGAGGGUAUCUGUGUCUUGAUGCACAAGUUAGGGUAUCUGUAUCUUGGUGCACACGUUAGAGAAAUGGAAUGUCUUUUUCUUUUUUCUUUUUCUA